AUGAACCCCGAUGCGAGUUUGAUUACUGCGCUCGUAGAGCGGUGGCGACCCGAGACGUCGACCUUCCAUCUACCGUGUGGUGAGAUCACAUUCACGUUAGAGGACGUUGUUACACUGUCCGGUUUGGCGAUCGACGGUGAUGCCGUCGUAGUUGAUAUACCGGAUGAGGAUUAG
Messenger RNA from Linum tenue, 174 nucleotides. NCBI's taxonomy places the organism in Eukaryota, Viridiplantae, Streptophyta, Magnoliopsida, Malpighiales, Linaceae. The record is from the annotation of a GenBank genome assembly.